Messenger RNA from Monopterus albus (swamp eel), 531 nucleotides. RefSeq names its product protein dispatched homolog 3-like. Gene Ontology annotation, cellular component: cytoplasm. The record is from RefSeq and is a predicted model, not a curated record. NCBI's taxonomy places the organism in Eukaryota, Metazoa, Chordata, Actinopteri, Synbranchiformes, Synbranchidae. The annotation marks the transcript as partial. The transcript is spliced from 4 exons.
GGGAACAGAGUCCUUCUGUUGUUAUCGGCCGGGUGCUGCUGUCUCCUGAGGCCUGCCACUCACGCCCCUCUACUCUUCCGCCCGGACACGAACCUCCAGACUCUGCUGGCACUGAGGAGCAACCUCAGUGGUCAAGGCAUCUCCUGCCCCAUGUGCUCAGGUGUGUUCAUGGAAAAGCCCCACGCUUUGAACACCCACACGUACUCAUCAGCAUUUAAGUUUUCUACACAUCAACAGGCCACCAGCUCAACAACCUCUGCUGUUCCUCGGAGCUCAGUGAAGCCAAAUUCGGGCACCAACCAAACAAGCUCUUUGCUGACCGUGUACAUAUCAAAGUUGGACCUUGGAACCUCUACAACCCUUUACCGUUUCUCCCUCAACAUCAGCACUCCCUGGAAACCGUGCAGCACAGAGAUUCAGGAGGUGCCAUCAUUUCAGGCAGGUUCCCUGGGCUGGGACUCACGAGUAAGGGAGUACACCCCUACCCUGAUGGAGGAGUUGAGUGUCUGUGGGCAGGGGGCACGGGAGUGA